GUUGGUACCUGCUUGACAUUUUCAUCAGCUGAUUGUCAUUUUCGCCGCGAUGAAUUUGUGUUUAUUAUUAGUCAUUUAUAAAUAGAUAAGAAGAUCCGCACUUGCUUAUUUACUUUUUUAGUAAUAAGCACCAUGUCUGAGUCUGGUAAACGUCAAGUGCCCCCAGCAAUGAAAAAAAUCCUAAAUCUGGAUGCAGAAAUAACCAAACGGUUCGUCUUGUGGGCUAAUCAAUUUUUGCCCUUGAGGUCACUUCGUAUCCAUUACAAAGCGUUGGAAAUAACGUGCCAUGGAAUCCCUUGGUUUGCAUUUUGGAUCGCAUUUACUUGGUUGUUUAAUAAUCCGUCUCUAAUUCAGUUACAAGUAAACAUGUUGAUAGGCCUUUUAAUUGACAUAAUUCUCAUAGCUGUGGCAAAAGCUUAUUUUCGCCGGCGGAGGCCUAUAGCCAACACUGAUGACGCCUUGGGCCAGAUAGGCCCUGAUGUAUUUAGUUUCCCUUCAGGACACGCCAGUCGUGCCGUUUUUGUUGCCUACUUUUUCAUCAAUUUGUGGCCAUUGCCCAUAUUUUGCGUACCCCCUUUACUUGCAUGGGUCACGGCUAUUUGUUUGAGCAGGAUUUUGAUGAAUAGGCACUACAUUCUUGAUGUUAUAGGCGGAAUUGUCUUUGGGUUAAUUGUCUCAUGGACAGUCAGCCUUAUCUGGCUUGAUAAAGACUCCGCUAAUUAUUUAAUGUCAUUUUUAUCAGACGAUAAAAUAGAUGGGGGUGACUACCAUGUGUGAAAAUAAUAAACAUGUUUACUAUUUAUCACUUUAUUAAGACUUUUUUUACACUGAAUUACUGAUUUACUGUAGAAAUAAGGCCCGAAUUUCAGGGAAUCAAAAAAUUUUCAAUAAAUAUAUUUCGGUAAGCGAGGCUGUAAAUAAAUGAUACGAAGUUGUAAAAUCUUUGGUUGUACAUAAAAAACUUAAACCUA
Tribolium madens (black flour beetle) is the source of this 971-nucleotide messenger RNA. RefSeq names its product phospholipid phosphatase 6. The transcript has 3 exons. The coding region runs from base 133 to 777 and encodes 214 amino acids. Gene Ontology annotation, molecular function: sphingosine-1-phosphate phosphatase activity. The record is from RefSeq and is a predicted model, not a curated record. NCBI's taxonomy places the organism in Eukaryota, Metazoa, Arthropoda, Insecta, Coleoptera, Tenebrionidae.